Molecule: messenger RNA, 3193 nt
Organism: Syngnathoides biaculeatus (alligator pipefish)
Lineage: Eukaryota; Metazoa; Chordata; Actinopteri; Syngnathiformes; Syngnathidae
Product: carboxypeptidase N subunit 2-like
Exons: 2
Coding region: 68-2314 (748 amino acids)
Cellular component (GO): extracellular matrix
Molecular function (GO): protein binding
Source: RefSeq, a predicted model, not a curated record
GUAUGUCAUCACUGAUGUAACAACUCUGUGCUGCAUUUUUGGCACAGGAAACAAUCAGUGAACAGGCAUGCAGAGACAACACGCCAUUCUUUUUUUGUUGACAUCACUGUUGGAGUGCAUUUUGACACAAAACCAACCGUGUGUAAACAAGACUCACUGUUCUUCAGAAAACCAAAUUGUCUUUACUGGGACUACAGAAAUCCCUCGUAGUCUGAGACCAGGCAUUACUGAAGUCUACUUUUUGGACAGCCACAUAGAAACAAUUCCCAAAGCAGCCUUUGUUGAAAUCCCCCAUCUGGAAAAAGUGGAGUUCCUGAACACAAACACCUCCGUUAUUGAGCCAGGAGCUUUUGAAGGUCUGGUCAACGUAAAGUACGUUGAGAUCUCCAACACCCCGCUGACAUCUGUGCCAGUAGGCGUCUUUACGGGCCUCAUUAAUCUGGAGAAAAUUAUUUUAAAAUCGAACAAGAUCCGGCAUCUGGAACAAGGCUUGUUUGACGGUCUUAAAAAAGUAAUCGAGCUCGAGUUACAUGGGAAUGAGAUUGCAUCCAUUGAAAAUGGGACUUUUGAUGGCCUCGAAAACCUCACAAAACUCCAUCUGGCUAAAAACCGUCUCACUGCUGUGACAACCACCUGGUUCUCAAAAUUAAAUAAACUGGCUGUGCUUCGGCUUUAUGAAAACCAACUGACUUCUAUACCACAGGACAUUUUGACUAAUUUACCAAAUUUAAAAGAGUUUUCUUUGCGAAGCAACAAAUUAACAGAGCUAUCUGCUAAUCAGUUUCCUCAUAAAGACAAACUCACAAAAAUUUUCUUGGAUGACAAUCUCUUGACAAAUUUACCAGCAGAAUUCUUUGUUGGCUUCCAAAAUCUCAAAACUGUGACCUUGCACAAGAACAAACUAUCAAGACUUCCGCCUCUACUUUUUGGUCAACAUCCAGAUAUGACCGAUUUAAGUUUCAGUGAAAACCAACUGAGCGAACUUCCAAAAGCGAUAUUCAGUCCUUUGAGUAGACUGACCAAGCUAGAUCUAUCCAAGAACCACUUUGCAACUAUGUCAUCUGACUACUUUGAAGGAUUGCACAGGCUCACCGUUUUGAAUCUCCGAAAUAACAAGAUAGACUCCUUGGGUCCAGAUGUGUUUGAAAAGCUUCACUCGCUGAAAUCCCUGGACCUGUCCAGCAACAAUCUCCAAACGCUCCCUGAGAAUAUUUUUGAACCAGUGACACAGCUCUCUAAAGUUUAUCUUAAUGAUAACCCCUGGAAUUGUGACUGUAACCUUUUACAUCUUCAUCACUGGAUAAAGGCAAAUUCUAGGAUUGUUCGUAAGCCAGUUGUCUGUUCCUAUCCAGAAGAUCUUAAAGAACAGGAGAUCAAAUCAUUGGCAGAGGAGCAAUUUAUCUGCCCUACCGUUGGGUUCACAACCACCAAAAUGCCUACAAUGCCUCUCACAACCUUAGUACUAACCACCCCCCUCACAACAACAACGCCAACCACUACUUGGUCAACCACUCCGUCUAUAAGAACUUCUACCACAAUUGCAGCUGAGGAAACAACGACUGAAAGAAAAGCAACAACGCAGCAAACGACAACAAUGACAAUCCUGACUACACCGGUCGUCAGAACAACAGCAAAAGUAACGACCACAGAGACCACCAUUUUAAUAUCAACCUCACCAGUCAGCACGCUUCCUCCACAAACAACCACAAUAACAAAUGGUUUACUCACAUCCAUUUUAACAUCUACACUUACUUUCGCACUGGUAGCAACCACACCGAUAGCAAAUCCAACCUCAGCAGCCAUCACUAUGUCAUUGACUCCACAAAUAACCACAAUGUCAACAGCUUCAUCCACAACCAUUUUCACAACAGCUGUACCCACUAUUACACUGGGAAAAAACACAGUCACAACCUUUUUACCCAGCAAAAAUAGCACAAUUCGAAUCACAACUACACAAUCAACAAUGCCCACAAAAACAGAAACCACCCACCUGACAACGAAAGCGACCCCCGCUCAGAGGACAACGGCCAUUUCUGAACCAACAACUUUGGUCAUUUUAACUUGUCCUAUGCAACCACCUCGAGAGAAGUCACCUGGUAUGAUAUCAUACAAGGACACAAAUCCAGCUAAACAGUGCAAAUCCCAGGCACUCAUGUACAUCGGUCUACUGCUGGUGGAGGUCUCCUGUACUUUUGUGCUGGCUAAAUUCACCUUGUCUCUUUACCGCCUGCUCCAGUGCAGCAAGAGGAUUCAGCACGAGAUCCAACUCACUCACUUCUCCUACAGGAAAGAAGUCAUCUUAAGGCCUGUGUAGGAGAAAGAAACCUGAAGGCUUGAAAAACAUAACCAAUUCUUUGGUUGCUGCUAUAGAUAGGUAAAUUGAUAACCGAGACUUCACUAGAGAUUUUAAUAACAUUGCCCUUAUUCUAACAUUUCUGUUAUAUGAAAUAAUCAUCAUAAAUGUGCCUUGUGAUUGGCUGCCAUCCAGUCCAGGGUGUUGUGCUGAGAAAGUAUGACUCACAGUUCUGAGGUUCUGGAUUCCAGUCUCACUCCUGGCAUUCCUGUGUGGAUUUUGCAUGUUCUCCCCGUGCUUGAGUGGAUUUUGUCCAGGUAGUACGGCUUCCUACCACAUUCCAAAAAACAUGUAUGUUAGGGGUUCUGAAUUCUCCGUAGGUGUAAACAUGAGUAUAAAUAGUUAUUUGUUUAUACAUGCGCUUGUUGCAUGAAUGUAGGAAACCAGCUUGGAUGAGAAACUAAAUGUCUAACCAGAUGUCCAGUUGCAAUCGAUUCAGUGCCGUGAGAAUGAAAUGACCUGGAUGUAAGAGAAUAUUCCCAGGUACCUGACCCAAGUGACAUGGGCAAAAAGAUGAGUAGAUGCUGGUCUGGUCACCGGCCAAUCGCAGGGCACAUGGAGACAGACAACACCCGCACUCACAAUCACACCUAGGGGCAAUUUAGAGUGUCCAAUUAAUGUUCCAUAUUUUUGGAAUGUGGGAGAAAAGUGGAGUGCCUGGAAAAAACCCACACAGGCACUGGGAAAACACACAAACUCCACACACGCGGGCCCAGGAUUUGAACCCUGGUCAAUAGAACCGUGAGCCCAACACUCUACAGCUGUGUCACCGUGCUGUCCUGUUUUCUAAUGAAAUGUAAUUGUUGCUUAAUUGUAAAAUCUGCAUCAAAACAAAUGAAA